Messenger RNA from Fomitopsis serialis, 794 nucleotides. RefSeq lists its product as uncharacterized. The coding region runs from base 127 to 762 and encodes 211 amino acids. NCBI's taxonomy places the organism in Eukaryota, Fungi, Basidiomycota, Agaricomycetes, Polyporales, Fomitopsidaceae. The transcript has 4 exons. The record is from RefSeq and is a predicted model, not a curated record.
GCGCUCCUGACGGCGACCAUUUCCUCCUCCUCCUCCUAGUCUCCUACAAUGAGUCCAUGAUCCAUGCCUGCUAGCUGCUGCGCCGGUCUUUCUCAAUCACCACUCUGAGCUAACAUCGCAGCUGUCAUGUCGACGGAACCGUCCUGGCCGUCUCUGUACAACUGGGCCAUCGAAAUAUUCCCUAUCGAGGGCAAGGAUCCUGUGCAGCCAGAAGGUUUCUACCUGUACGACCGUACUCAUAUAUUCCGCUUCACGCUCUACUGGACGCUGGUGUUCUACACGCCAGCCUAUAUCCUCUGCGCUUCGUACGCCUUCCUGAACCUCACCUUCCCGCCGACGAGGAUCCCGCGACGAAGUCCGCGCACUCGCUCUAGAUCGUCCUUCGGAUUCCCCUUUCCCUCUUCAUACUUUGCUCCUGCACCCCCUGUGACCAGCAACGAGAUCCCUCUUCUGGAGGCGGUGCCCAAUAAUGUCCCAAGGAAUACUCAGGCACAGGCUGCACUUGCCUAUCGAUACCGCGCCCUGUUCAAACCGAACGAACGGCGCUCUCGGUUGGCCGUUGCCCUUCUGGUCUUCCUUGCCUUCACGGUCUUCUCCGUCGCGGGCGCGGUCAUAGGUUCUGUGAUUAUUGGCUACUUGUUGGCGGCUCUUUUCAAGGCGGGAGGAUACAACAUGUCCACUUGGAUGCCUUUUCUCGCCGGCCUGUUACAAGCUUUAGUGGGCCUCCUAGGGCUGUGGCCCUCGGUCAUUGACUUCAUUUGAGCCUGCGGGACUAGAACAACGACGCUCAGGUA